Molecule: messenger RNA, 732 nt
Organism: Pochonia chlamydosporia 170
Lineage: Eukaryota; Fungi; Ascomycota; Sordariomycetes; Hypocreales; Clavicipitaceae
Product: ankyrin repeats (3 copies) domain-containing protein
Exons: 2
Coding region: 1-732 (243 amino acids)
Biological process (GO): positive regulation of transcription by RNA polymerase II
Cellular component (GO): nucleus
Molecular function (GO): protein binding; transcription cis-regulatory region binding
Source: RefSeq, a predicted model, not a curated record
AUGAUCGGGCGCGCCGUGACGAACCUUUCCGACUUGAACGCCUUCACGCUAUCCAAUACAUGGAUCAGAGGUGCGCUUGGCGGCCAACUGUAUAAGCGCGACGCCAACUAUGCACUCGGGGCAGGAAUCGCACAGCAAAACUUGAAGACGGUGGAAAACGCCAUACUUGCGGGGGCUGAUCUUGACAAAGAGCAUAUGGGAUAUACAGCACUUCACCGGGCUGCUCUUGACGCUUGGGAAGACGGGGUCCGUCUGCUUCUCAAACAUGGCGCCGAUCAUGGAAUGAAGGCCAACAGUCCCGUCAAACCGGCAAUGCAUGUAAUGAUAAGCUCGCCAUCGUCACGACAAGCAGAGUCCUAUGUCUGUAUCGCAGAAGCGUUCAUCGAAUACCACGCCGACAUUAAUUGGAAGGACGAUAACCAUAGCCCAAAUACAGCUCUUGCUUUGGCUUCUGGGCGUGGAAAUUUAGUUAUGGCCAAUCUUCUGCUUACCCACCAGGCCGACAUCGAGUCGAAGGACCGUUGGGGUAGCACACCUCUACAUUUAGCAGUCAGGUCCGGCAAUGACGCUAUGGUCAGCCUUUUCCUUGAGGAGGGGGCUAAUGUUAAUGCUGAAGACAAUAAGCGUCGAACUCCUCUGUAUUGGGCGAGGGAAUACGGUGCAGACAGCAUUGGGACCUUACUCGUCGAGCACGGGGCCAACACUAACCUUCCGCCUAUUGGUGGUGUUUGA